Molecule: messenger RNA, 1293 nt
Organism: Notothenia coriiceps (black rockcod)
Lineage: Eukaryota; Metazoa; Chordata; Actinopteri; Perciformes; Nototheniidae
Product: complexin-3-like
Exons: 1
Biological process (GO): neurotransmitter transport
Molecular function (GO): syntaxin binding
Source: RefSeq, a predicted model, not a curated record
GUGACCUUUAACCCGACUUUUGUCCCUCAGAACGAGACGGAUGAGACUCAGAUCCAGCAGGCGGGCGACGACGUGGUUUUGCCCACAGAACUCGCCAAGAUGAUUGCAGAGGACGGCCAGGAAGAAGCCAGCAAGCAGUCGGUGUUUGGCCAUCUUUCCAACAUCCAGAACGUGGACAUGGACCAGCUGAAGGACAAAGCCCAGGCCACGCUGGAAGACCUCAAAAAGCAGACGGAGAGCUGCAGCCUCAUGUGAUCUGGCCCAGAGGAUCAGAGUUUUACUUGUACACAUACUUCUCAGAGGCAGAGCUGCUGUGCAGGGUGGACAUUGUCUUACUGCUUUAGUGGAGCCGAGCCACAUAAUAAUACAAGUUUUUCUAGCUGCGCAAAGUUAGACACAGUCCCUGCAGGAAAGAUAAUAAAAACAUGGUGUAAUCUGGAGCUAGUCUUGAAGUAAAAAGGGUCAUCAAGUUGAGCGAGUUCAGUUCAAAUUUGUAUUGAAAAUUGCAGCUGUGCAAAGUUAGUUAGACGCCCUGCAGAAAAUCAAAAGGAAAGAUUAUGAUACCUAGAUCUAGUCUGACUGACAGGAAGAUAAUGAAUUCUUACCAUAGCAUCUUUGAGGUAGGCUAGUUCAGUUAGCUUUCCUGUUUGCCUUCAGCUGAGUUAACAAUGUCAUCCUUAUUUUUAUUUAGACUUGCACUGUGAAAGGUAGAUCUUUCUAUCUGUGCAAAGUUAGACACCUGCAGAAAAAAGAAAGAAAAGAUGGUCAAAUAUGGAGCUUGUCCUACGAACAGGAAAGACACUCUUGCUAAGCGUCAUUGAGGUAGGCUAGUUAAGUUAGCUCAGAUAAAUUAGCAAUGUCAUCCUCAUUUUAAUUGAAACCUGCACUCUGAAAGCUAGUUUUUCUAUCUGUGCAAAGUGAGUUAGACGCCCUGCAGAGAAUAAAAAGUAAAGAUUACGAAACCUAGAUCUAGUCUUACCAUAGCGUCUUUGAGGUAGGCUAGUUUUGUUAGCUUUCCUGUUGACCUGCAGCUUGAAACUUGCCCUCAGAAAGACUUACUAUUUGGCUCUUCUCAUUUAGAUUCAUCCAGUGGGAUUAUUUCCACCUUUAGAGCAGCUCCACCUCUGAGAAAUAUUCAUCUACAUAUUAAAUCCUUUACUCCCUGAUUCCCCUAACAGCCCUCACUCCCUGUGCCUCACGUGACCAGUUAUAACACAAUAGGAAUCUGCAGCAGUGUGUGUGUGUGUGUGUGUGUGUGUGUGUGUGUGUGUGUGUGUGUGUGUGUGUGUGUGU